AUGGAAACUCGAGCAAAUAAUCUUAAUUUGACUGAAAAAGAGGAAGAGGUGCUUAUUCAGUAUAUUAUCGAUAUGGAUGAAAGAGGAUUUGCACCUAAAUUAAGUGGUGUAGAAGAUAUGGCGAAUUAUAUUCUCGAAUUAAGAGGUGCGAAGAGAGUUGGAAAGCUCUGGGCUCAUCGAUUCGUAAAGCGUUGUACAAAAUUAAAGACGUGUUUUAGUCGUGUUUAUGACUUUCAAAGAGCUCUCUGCGAAGAUCCCAAGCUUAUUGAAGAGUGGUUUGGAUUGGUAUCGAAUAUGCAGGCGAAAUAUGGUAUUAUUGGGUUUCUUGAGACCAGAAAGAGCAUCAGAUUGAAUUGA
Molecule: messenger RNA, 357 nt
Organism: Sclerotinia sclerotiorum 1980 UF-70
Lineage: Eukaryota; Fungi; Ascomycota; Leotiomycetes; Helotiales; Sclerotiniaceae
Exons: 1
Coding region: 1-357 (118 amino acids)
Source: RefSeq, a predicted model, not a curated record